AUGAUAGGGAGUUGGAAUAUUAGAGGCCUUAACGGCUUCUCGAAACAACGUGCUGUGCGGAAUUGGAUUUCUGACUCUUCUUUGGGUUUGAUUGGUUUGUUGGAGACUAAGGUUGAGCAGUCUCAUUUACAGUCAGUGGUCUCGUCUGUUUGUCCUUCGUGGCAAUUUUUAUUGAAUGCGACAGAUUCUAUUGCUCGCCGUGUUCUGGUAUGUUGGGACUCUUCUCUUUACUCUAUGCAUAGUCUUCAUUGCUCUCUUCAGGAGAUUACUUGCAGGGUUACUCAUGUUUUUGAGGGGUUCUCAUUUGGGAUUACUUUUAUGUAUGGUUCUAAUGACCCUGGGAAUCGCUGCAAUCUGUGGGAUUUCCUUAGGGAUCAGUCGGCAGUGUUUGAUUCAGAGGGGCUCCCAUGGCUUGUGUUGGGGGAUUUUAAUGCCAUGUUGGGAGCCUCUGACAGAGUGGGUGGUGAUCUUGCGUGGUAUGGUUAUAUGGAUGAUUUUGGCCAAUGUAUCCAUGAUGCUGAGUUGAUUGGGGUUCCUUUUACUGGGCUUUGGUAUACUUGGCAUAACGGUCAACAGGGCGAUUGGAUUAUUUUACGGAAGCUCGAUUGGGUCUUUGCAUCACUUUCUUGGUUCCUUGAUCGACCAAGCACAGUUUCAGAGUUCCGACCUCAGGAUGUUUCAGAUCAUAGCUCUAUUGUGUUCCGGUUUGGUCCCCGCCGUGGCAAGGUACCAUCCUCUUUUAAAUUUCUAAAUUUUUGGGCUGAUCGUGCAAAUUUUAGGGAUAUUGUUCAGGCAGUUUGGGACGAGCCUAUUGUAGGCAAUCCUAUGUUCUAUCUUACACAGAAAUUGGGGUUAGUGAAACGGAAGCUAAAAGCUCUACAUAUUAGGGAUUCCAGUCAUAUCUCCAGCAGGGUAAUUGAGGCUCGGGCUCUGUGGACAGCAGCCCAGGGAAAUUUGGAUCGGGACCCUUUUUUUACUGAGUGUAUCUCUGAGGAGAGGAACCUUGCCAACCAGUAUUUUAGUCUUUGUCGAGAUGAGGAUGCUUUCUUUAAGUAG
This is a messenger RNA of Pistacia vera, 1056 nucleotides long. RefSeq lists its product as uncharacterized. NCBI's taxonomy places the organism in Eukaryota, Viridiplantae, Streptophyta, Magnoliopsida, Sapindales, Anacardiaceae. Bases 1 to 1056 code for a protein of 351 amino acids. The transcript has a single exon. The record is from RefSeq and is a predicted model, not a curated record. Gene Ontology annotation, molecular function: catalytic activity.